AUGACCAACAAUGAUCCAACACCAUCUGUUGAAAACAGCGUCAACAACAACCACCACACCGGCAACAACGGGAACAACAACCAUCACACCGGCAACAACGGGAACAACAAUCACCGCACCGACAACAACAACCAACGCACCGGAAACAACGACAACAGCAACAACCAAACCGGCAUCAACAACAACCACCACACCACAACAACAACCACCACACCGGCAACAAUGGCAACAACUUCUCCAACAACAACUACAACUGCUCCAACUACAACAACAACUACUCCAACUACAACAACGACAACAGCUCCAACUACAACGACAACCGCUACAACUACAACUACUCCAACAACAACAGCUCUUACUACAACAACAACCGCUUCAACUACGACCAAUCCAACGACAACAACUGCUCCAACUACAACAACAAAAACUGCUCCAACAACUACCUCUCCAACUACAACAACAGCUUCAACAACAACAACCGCUCCAACUACAACUACAACCACUCCAUUAACAACUACAACUGCCCCAGCAACAACAACUGCUCCAACAACAACUACAACCACUCCAACAACAACAACAACUGCUCCAACUACAACAACAACAACUACUCCAACUACAACAACUUCUCCAACAACAACUACAACCGCUCCAACAACAACAACAACAAUUGCUCCAACAACGAUAACAGCUCCAACUACAAUCGCUCCAACAACAACUACAACAACUCCAACAACAACAACUUCUCCAACUACAACAACAACUUCUCCAACUACAACUUCUCCAACAACAACUACAACUGCUCCAACAACAACCACAACCACUCCAACAACAACCGCUCAUACAACAACAACAACUACUCCAACUACAACUGCAAUUGCUCCAACAAAAACUACAACGACUCCAACAACAACGACUACAACUGCUCCAACAACAACAACGACAACCGCUCCAACUACAACGACAACCGCUACAACUACAACUACAAUCACUCCAACAACAACAACAACAACUACUCCAACGACAACUACAACCACUCCAACAACAACUACAACUGCCCCAACAACAACAGUUCCAACAACAACUACAACGACUCCAACUACAACAACAACUGCUCCAACUACAACAACAACAACUACUCCAACUACAACAACAACUACAACUUCCCCAACAACAACAACUACUCCAACAACAACUACAACCACUCCAACAACAACAACUACAACGGCUCCACCAACAACUACAACUGCCCCAACAACAACAGUUCCAACAACAACUACAACGACUCCAACUACAACAACUGCUCCAACUACAACAACAACAACUACUUCAACUACAACUACUACAACAACAACAACUGCUCCAACUACAACAACAGCUUCAACAACGACAACUGCUCCAACUACAACUGCAACCACUCCAUUAACAACUACAACUGCCCCAACAACAACAACUACUCCAACAACAACUACAACGGCUCCACCAACAACUACAAUUGCCCCAACAACAACUACAACGACUCCAACAACUACAACGACUCCAACUACAACAACUACUCCAACUACAACAACUACUCUAACUACAACCGCUUCAACAACUACAACAACUGUUCCAACAACAACUGCCCCAACAACAACAACAACUGUUCCAACAACAACUGCUCCAACAACAACAACGACAACCGCUACAACUACAAGCACAACUACAACAAUUGCUCCAACAACAACUACAACGAGUCCAACAACAACGACUACAACUGCUCCAACAACAACAACGACAACUUCUACUGCUACAACGACAACCGCUACAACUACAACUUCAAUCACUCCAACAACAGCUCCAACAACAACUACAACUACUCCAACAACAACUACAACCGCUCCAACAACAACAGCUCUUACUACAACAACAACAACUGCUCCAACUACAACAACAACAGCUCUAACUACAACAACUGCUCCAACUACAACAACAACAACUGCUCCGACAACAACAACUGUUCCAACAGCAACUACAACAACAACGACUCCAACAACAACAGCUCCAACUACAACAACUACAACCACUCCGACAACUACAACCACUCCGACAACAACAAGUACAACUGCUCCAACUACAACAACAACAACUGCUCCAACAACUACAACUGCUCUAACUUCAACAACAACAACUUCUCCACCAACAACUACAACUGCCCCAACCACCACAACUUCUCCAACUACAACU
This is a messenger RNA of Mugil cephalus (flathead mullet), 2223 nucleotides long. Its product is annotated as mucin-2-like. The record is from RefSeq and is a predicted model, not a curated record. NCBI's taxonomy places the organism in Eukaryota, Metazoa, Chordata, Actinopteri, Mugiliformes, Mugilidae. The transcript is spliced from 6 exons. The annotation marks the transcript as partial.